This is a messenger RNA of Paracoccidioides lutzii Pb01, 345 nucleotides long. RefSeq lists its product as hypothetical. Bases 1 to 345 code for a protein of 114 amino acids. The transcript is spliced from 2 exons. The record is from RefSeq and is a predicted model, not a curated record.
AUGCUGUUGGUGAUCGUGAUAAAACAUACAUACACGGACGGAAAAGACGGAGGCAAAGUGACGGAGGGGCCACCAAUUCCACGUCCAGCUGGGGUGGUUGAGCAGAGUGCUGGAGGAGGACGACAGCGUUGUCGCGGACGGUUUCCGUUGACGACGAGCCCAUGGAUUAUUGAGGCGCAUUCCGGGAAGAGGAAAGCAACUGGUGGGCGCUGGCUAGGCUGGUACGGUACGAGCAAUACGCCAGAUCUGGACGUGUAUCGACGCCUCUGCGGGGGGCUGGCCGGUAAUCUGGUACCGGCGGAAGGCGAUGCGCACUCUAGUGGCUUGGCUUUCUUGGCAGGUUGA